CCGCUCUCUCUCUCUCUCUCUCUCUCUCUCACUCACUCUUCCGCUCUCUGCUUCUCUUCUCUUCCCUGCUUGUUUGCCUUAUUUCCCCCUGCGGUUCCAGGCGUUGGGUCCGUUGUUAGUGGUAGUGGUAGUGGUGUUGGAAAAGGGGGGGUUGGGAUCAGGAUCAUGCAUCCUCUUGUCCUGCUCUCCUCUCUGCCUGUCUCUUCUCAUUUGGAACUAGCAACAUCAAAAGCAGAGCCCUGCAUGGGUAGCCACAUCAGUCGGGCAACCACGGCCACAACACAAGCUGUUCCUUCUGUUCUCCGCUGCCCUGGACUGAGCGCUGAAGACUCCCCGGCACAGGAAUAGCUUUGGUGAGGACGCUCUCUCCAACGGCAGCAAUCCCCACAGAGGACAACGCGCACUUUGCUCUGUCCUUUCUGGGGGACACGUCUGGGUGGCGGGACACCUGCUCGUGGCUUUUGCCUCUGUCCGUGCCUGAAGUUUCGGGAUUAAGAGUCACCCUGAGAGAGUGGAAGAGAGUCACCUUUUGCUCUCCCAGAGCCGAGUGAGUUUGGGUUUUAUUUUGUUACGCUGCCUGUCUCACAACACAAGUGUGGCAUUUGGGCUUGCGGUGCAGUGCGUGGGCUCCCGCAUCACCCUUUUGACGAGAGAUCUCUGCCGCAGCUGCGCACCGGCGGAACGAGGAAAGACCCCCACCACCGCCGUCACCCUUGCUCCUAGAGCCACAGCAGGGCUACCCUGCAGGGGUAAGAGAGCGGAGGGGUAGAGAGCGGGAAAGGAGGAAGAGGAGGAGGAGGAAAACGAGUGCAGAGACACAGGGAGAGGAAGAGAGAGGAACACGUGAAGAAUUGGGGCAGAAUAACAGAGAGAAAAAAGCCCACAUCAGCAUCCUGCUGCAGAGAUCAGAGGCACAGAACAGGAGGCUGUGCCAGCGCUAGAGACCGGAGAGAGAACGAGAACGACACACUCCAAAAAAAGACUAAGUGAGAGACAGAGAAAGACUCAAAUUCAGGAAGAGAGAGCCAUUGAGAGAGGAGGAUAGAGAAACACUGAGGAAGAGAAAGCGAACAGGAGACUCCCACUCUCCUCACUCCCUUUUCCUGCUCAGAGCCAGACACCAAGUGCCCAAGAAUAAGGAGGAGGAGAAAAAAAAGACGAAGAGUCACCUUCAACCUGCACUCCUUUCUUUCUCUCUCUCUCUCUCUCUCCCUCCACUCACACAGGUCUUUCCCCUCUGCGCGUCACCCUCUAACUCCAGUCACUGCAGAACAGCAGCAACAGCGGUAGCAGCAGCAACCCUGCAGUGAGGAGUCUCUCCUCACUCUCCACCUCUCUCUCUAUCCUCACAGAAGCUAACCGUGGCGGGCAUGCAGGUGUCCUUUGCCUGCACCGACCAUGGCCUCAAAGCGCCCCGCAAUGGGGAUGGCCACAGCAAGCAGAACGCCACCAGCCCCAACACCGGCACCAGCAAGGCCCGUGCACGCUUCCGCACCGUGGCACUCAUCGCCCGCAGCUUCGGCUCCUUCUCCCACCGCCACCCCAUCUCGCUCAAGGAGUCCACGGGCAAGCUGACAGGCAUGAAAUACCGGAAUCUGGGGAAGUCAGGCCUGCGUGUAUCCUGUUUGGGACUCGGCACGUGGGUCACCUUCGGUGGACAGAUCUCUGACGAGGUGGCGGAGCACCUAAUGACCAUAGCGUAUGAGAAUGGGGUCAAUCUGUUUGACACGGCCGAGGUCUACUCUGGAGGAAAAGCUGAAAUAAUCCUCGGAAACAUCAUCAAGAAAAAGUGCUGGAGGAGAUCAAGUCUGGUCAUCACCACCAAGCUCUACUGGGGAGGAAAAGCCGAGACAGAGAGAGGCCUCUCCAGAAAGCACAUUGUGGAGGGUCUAAAGGGAUCCCUGCAGCGGUUGCAGCUGGAGUAUGUGGAUGUUGUCUUUGCCAACCGCCCUGAUGGCAACACACCCAUGGAGGAGAUUGUGAGAGCCAUGACCCAUGUGAUAAACCAGGGGAUGUCCAUGUACUGGGGCACCUCAAGGUGGAGUGCCAUGGAAAUUAUGGAGGCGUACUCAGUAGCAAGGCAGUUCAACCUCAUCCCCCCGGUGUGUGAGCAGGCCGAGUAUCACUUCUUCCAGAGGGACAAGGUGGAGACGCAGUUACCUGAACUCUACCACAAGAUCGGUGUGGGUGUGGUUUCCUGGUCUCCUCUGGCCUGUGGAAUCAUCACAGGGAAGUAUGAGAAUGGGGUUCCCGAAUCCUCCCGAGCAUCCAUGAAAUCAUACCAGUGGCUGAAGGAAAAGAUCCUGAGUGAGGAUGGGAGGAAGCAGCAGGCCAAACUGAAGGAGCUGGGUCACAUUGCUGAGAAGCUGAGCUGCACCCUGCCCCAGCUAGCCAUCGCCUGGUGCCUACGCAAUGAAGGAGUGAGCUCAGUUCUUCUGGGAACAUCCAACCCUGCACAGCUAACAGAAAACCUGGGGGCAAUACAGGUCUUGCCAAAGAUGACUUCUCAACUAGCCUCUGAUAUCGACCAUAUUCUGGGAAACAAACCACACAGCAAGAAGGACUACCACCACCACUCGUAGACACCUCACAGGGUGGCUGAGCAAGCUGUCCUCUGUCUAGAUUGUGACUCUUUUCCUCUAUGUGUGUGUGUGUGUGUGUGUGUAUGUGUAUGUGUGUAGGUGCGCUUAAGUGUAUAUAUGUGUGUGUGUGUGUGUGUGUGUGUGUGUAUGUGUAUGUGUGUGCUUAAGUGUAUAUAUAUAUGUGUGUGUGUGUGUGUGUCUGUCCUGCUGCACUCCGCGUCCAGAACCUCCCCCAGACUGCAGCUGUCUCCAGGAGCAGAUCCGGCCGGUCAGGUCAGGGCCGGCACCAGGCGGACUUGGGGCCAGGUCAAGGCCAGAUCUGGGCCAGGUCCGGUCCAGACUCAGCUGCUGUCAGUUCUGGUGCUCAGCCGUGAUAACCGAGCUCCUCUACAACGCUAUGCAUGCUUCUGGUAGACCAAACACCCUAUCCUCUGAGAACUCAGAACAUCCUGUUAUUGAUAAGUGAACAUGUUGCAACAUCAUAGUCAGGCUUGCCAACUUUCAGGGCUGUUUGGCGUUGGUGUUCAGACAGAGAGGGCCGUCUGAAAUCCUAAGCAUGAGAUUACCAACAGUGGAAAACACUGAGGCAUGACAAGGUGUGGCAGCUUUUAAGUAUAAGUAUAUAAGUAUAUAUACUCUUUUGAU
Messenger RNA from Alosa sapidissima (American shad), 3227 nucleotides. It is a transcript of the gene kcnab1b, whose product is annotated as potassium voltage-gated channel subfamily A regulatory beta subunit 1b. The transcript is spliced from 14 exons. The record is from RefSeq and is a predicted model, not a curated record. NCBI's taxonomy places the organism in Eukaryota, Metazoa, Chordata, Actinopteri, Clupeiformes, Clupeidae. Gene Ontology annotation, biological process: negative regulation of delayed rectifier potassium channel activity; transmembrane transport; potassium ion transport. Gene Ontology annotation, molecular function: potassium channel regulator activity; transmembrane transporter binding; voltage-gated potassium channel activity. Bases 1371 to 2582 code for a protein of 403 amino acids. Gene Ontology annotation, cellular component: extrinsic component of cytoplasmic side of plasma membrane; cytoplasm; voltage-gated potassium channel complex.